GCGAGGCGGCCGCUGCCGCUGCCGCUCCCGCACCACCAUGGGCCCCAAGCGGUCCAAGUCCGAUCGGGAGUCGCUGGUGCCCGGCCUGCCGAGCUGGGAGCCCGCGCUGGUGUCCGCCCGCCUCGAGGAGGAUUCCUGGAAGCCUAACAUCACUUUCAUUAUUGGGACCAAGAUUGAGGAUGAAAUCCACACCCAGGCCCUGGCUGUUGCUGUGCAGGUGCCAUUGCGAAAGCUCUUCAGUGCGAUAACGCGUGAAGACAUUUACAGACAGAUCGCAGAAUCUGGGGGUCAAAAGGGAAAAAAGGCUAAGGAUGCACCUAUGUACUAUGAGGUAAUGGAAUUAGCCAAAGCCUUUCUGGAGCAGGGUGAAGAAAUUCCUGUAACACUAACUGGAAAGCUGUUGAAAUUUCAAUUGCUUUGUCUCAAACAGAAGGACCUUCAGAGAAGAGAAGAGGAAAAGGAGGCAGAACAGCAGCAAAAAGAGAAAGAAAAAGAAAAAACGAAACUUCCUGAAAAGACAUCUGGAAAAGAUAGUAAAGGAAAAAAGUCAGUGGCACCACCCCCUGUUAAAAAGGACACCAAAUUGAAACAACGGGGAGAAGUGGAAGUGAAAGACAAGUACAUUGAUGAUGAACCAGAUGAUGGUGCUCAUCAUUACUUUAUCAUUCUGGGUUUCUCCAAUCUUCAAUUGUUGCCUGUUUUGUCUGACCUUGGGAUUAACAUUUCAAGUGUAAUUCAAAUUUCUUCUGAAAAUUACAAGCCAUUGCGGAUGUACUUAGAAGCAACUAAACUUAAAAGACAGUCUUCAAUUUCACGUGAAGAUGUAGAAGCAGAGAAAAGAAAGGAAGAUGAAGCUAACAAAGACCUGGAAACAUUUUGGAAAUUCCUGGAACCUGUUCUGAACAGUGGAAGGCAUGGAUCAAGUCUCUUUGAUGUUGCCAGGCUUCAUUACCUAGUUAAGGAAAGUGACUUUCCCCCUGAUUGGUCAGACAGUGAAAUGCUGCUUGAAUUUGGUACUGUGCUGUUUGAACACAUUGCUUGUUUGAUGUAUGACUGCCUGGACUGGAGAAGACAGCAUUGCAACUACUUGGAAAACACCAAACUUAUUAAUGUGCCUAUGUUAUCAGAGAGCAAAUCAACACAAUCUUCUGCAGUUGAGGAACAUCCAGCACCAGCAUCACAGAUAACACCUGCGAAAAAAAAAGGGAAACCAGAAGAAAUUCUGCCAACAGCAGUUUUGUCAGAGGCAUCUGAAGAAACUUAUAUUCUGUUUCCUUCUGUGGACAUGAGGUAUUACAAUGACUUGCUGAGUCAAAUUCCUGAGGAGUUCUUUUCUGUACCCUUAAUGCUGAGCUGCAUGUUGGAACAGGUUAUUGCAAGUGAAGAAUACCUUACACCACCAAGUCUGGUAGCAUCAGAGGCUCAGGCAGAUGGGAUGCAUCAUGCCAUUGCAGAUCAUAUAAUCUCUGUCCUUCCUUCUCUUUCACUUCCUAUGAGUGAAAAAAAGAAUCUAUAUGACUACUUUUCUCCUAAAUACAGUGAAAAAGAGACUGUCACCCCCCAGUACCCUCUCUUAUUUAACUACCAUGAUGCCCUGUCUCAGCGGUUACACCUGCUGAAGGUCCAGGAGAACUUAAAUCCAGAAAAGAUUGAGCGUGAAAUGAUGGAUAAACUACCUCUUACAGAACUUACCCAUUUCACCCCUCCUUCAACUGAAAACAACACUAAACGCUUGGCCAGAGCUCAUGAGCUCAUGCAUUAUUGUCCUACUGAACUUCUGAGUUGGACUGAGGUAGAAAGAGCCUUCAGAGUGUUUACUUUUGAAAGCCUGAAGCUGACUGGGCUGAGUGACUCUGGUUUUCUGGAGAGCUCUGGAUCUAGGGUUGGAGGUGAUUCUGAAGUGUCUUAUAUCCCUUGGGAUGAUCCAGACAUGUUUGCAAGACGGCUGAGACAACUGUUUCUUAUGGAAAAGAAGCUUAAUGGGAAAUCUACAAGAGGCUCUGGGCAUGCAGAAGCAAGUGACGAAGAUGAAGGAGAUGCUGUGGUGAAUCUGGAAAAUUAUGGCUUAGGACCAAGUUUAGAAGAAAUAAAAAAGACACAGAGGCGUUGCUUGACAGACUGGAGUUUGGAAGAGCAUUUUCAACCGCAUGUUCUUUGUCAGGUUCUUCAUACAGCAUCCCAAGAAUAUAGAUGUAUUGAUUCCUUUUAUCAUACCCAAGAUAACUCUUUACUAAUGGUUUUUCACAAUCCUAUGAAUCAACAUCGUCUGUGCCAAGAGACUUGGAAUAUUGCUCUGCACUCUAAUGUUGGGUUCAGGAACUAUCUUGAGCUGGUGGCCAGCUCAAUUGAAGACUGGGUGAAAGAGGAAGAAGCUAAAUACCAAAAAGAGAAGAUGGGCAGCAUGUCUGCACCUGAGAAUGUAACAGAGUCCCAACCCAAGAAUGAAGAAAGUCUCAUUAUCAGAGAAGAUUCUCUAAAGGCUUGGAAGAUGGAGCAGGACCAAUUACAAGAGGAACAAAAAAAAGAAAAGGAAGAAAAACAAGAAAAGGAAGAAAAAUUGCCAAGUAAAAAGAAAGAACUGGAUGGAAACAAUAAAGAAUGUAGACAAUCAAACAGGAAGCCUUCUGAAGAGAAGUCUCAAAAUGAGUUAGCAAAAACCCCUGAACUUGAGGAGGAUCAUAGCAUUUCAGAACCAUGUUCUGAGAAAGUUUAUAAGUUUCAUGGCUACAAUACAGGAGAGGAUAUAAUUCAAGUAUCAGGUAGCAAUCAAUAUCUUUUCCCAGCUGAUGGAGGACAGAUUCAAGUAGAGAAGACAAAGUUUGUAAAAAAAACUUUUAUAAAGGUGAAAGUAGUGAAAGACAACCACAAUUUCUUCAUUCAUGUCACAGACCCCAAGGAAAACUUCAAAGAAGCUAAAGAGCAAGAAAUUAAUGACGAACAGCAAAUUAGAUCAGGAGAAUUGAAAAAUCAAAAGAAAGCUGUGAGCAAAUUUGGAUCUUUUUCAGCCACCUUGGAAAAUGGAAUCCAGCUGUCCCUGAGCUAUUAUGGACCUACAGGGGAGGUAGCAGAUGAUGAAACACGUCUUGUCUUAGCAAGAAUUUUGAACAUCCCUUCUGUUCAUCUUCCGACUGUAAUUCCGACAACAGUUGCUGCUAUUACACCAGCUCUGGGGAAAAAAGAUAAGUCUGACACAAAAAAAUCAGGAAAAGCUUUUGGCAAAGGAAGCCGUGGCAAAUUAGCUCCUUCAUCACCUGAUGACCUGGUACAGCAAGAAGAAGACAAGAUGGAAAUGGAAGAACCAAUUCCCCAAACACGAGAGAUGUCAGAUGCUCCUGCUUUUCCGAGUUUGAAUGUCUCCUGUCCCAAUGGACUUGUAUUAACUUUCCUUGGUGAAAGGUUUCAAGAUUUGAAAGGUGAAGCCACUGCCACAGAAGCAGAAAAAGAGAUGGUAGAGGAAAGUGAGGCCAAAACAGAUGGAGAGAAGGAAGAGGUUAUGAAAAGUGGAGAGGAAGAACAUCAGGUUACAGAAGGUGAAAUAAAGCACAAAGACACCAAAAGUGAACAGGCUGAGCGGCCUACUCUGAAAAUUCUGGUUAGACAAAGUUAUCCCCAAAAGGUGAAGAACUCUCACCUUUACUCACUUCCAGCAAGGCAGACAGAACAAGAGGUGUCAAGAGUCAUCACUAGUCAUGGAACUGUCAUAAAAUACCUAAUGGAUGGAUCUACACAGAUUCUGUUUGCUGAUGGCACAGUGAGUAGGAGCCCUGAUUCUGGUCCUGUCCUACCACCACCAACAAUUCCAGAUAAAAUUCAACGCUUGUCAGAAUCAGAGCUUUUACAUGAAACCAGCACUAAGAAAGGAAAAGGCAGUGACAAGAACAUUCCAUUAUACUCACCCAAGGAUGAGGAGAUUGAAAAGGCCAGUUCUGUGCAACCUAAGGCAGGAACGUGGAUAACAACAACUCCAUUAGGCAUCCAAGUGGGCACAGAGGGUCCAGCAAGAAUGGAUCUGAAGCCACUUUUAAUGUACCAGGCCACAAACCCAUCUGAUGGAACGAUUAUGACUGUACGAGAAGAUGAAGUGAUAAUUGUUGAGAAGCCGGGUGGUAACAGAGUAGUAGAGCAUGCUGAUGGUACCAGGAUCACAACUUUCUAUGAAAAAUGUGAAGACCUUACUGUACCAGAGGGUCGUGGAGAAACAGAAGCCACCACAAAGAAGCUCAAAGGUACACAAGUAGAAAAUCCUGAGUUUGCUACUGUUAUAACAAAUUGUGAGGAUGGUACCUGUUGUACUAUCUUUGGAGAUGGGACAUCUAUUCUAGCAAAGCCACAAGGAACAUAUCAGGUUUUACCUAGCAAGGGAGGCUUUCUUUUCUUUGAUGAAGAUUGCUCAGCAGUUUAUAGCCAUGAAGUUUAUGAUUUCAUCAGCAAGGAAGAAGAGAAACAAGCAGGGAGAUACAUUAUGAAACACACUUCCAGCACUAUUUGUGAGAUGAUGGAUCCUAAAGGAAAUACUUUCAAGGUCCUGGCUGAUGGCAGCACAGAUGUGUGCAUUCGCAGCAUUGGCUCUGAUGGCAAGGAGGACGCAAGUUCAGCAGGAGAUGAGGUUAACAAACCAACCUCUUACGAUGAGCAUGCCCCCAGGUUUUUCAUCAUCUCUGCGGAUGGAUCUGGAACAGAGCUCCUGCGAAAAAAGGAUGUCCACAAGUAUGUGUCUGAGGCCCGCAGUGAUCCUGCCACUGUAGUCUUGCAGGAUCCUGUACAAGAACAACCAGGUAUUUUAAGUAUUACUAUCCUCCACCCUAUGGCUGAAGCAUCCCCCUGGGUAAUGAAGAAAGAACCAGAGAGCAUUGUUCCUCCAUAUCUUCAAUCAGGGACUCAGGAAGAAUCUUUUCCUCCUGAGGGGGAGAUCACGGGUGCCGCAGCUGGAAGGUGUGUUUGGAAGGGUCUCAGCAUUGGAUCAGCACAUUUGCCCAUGCCAGGCCCUGUGCAAAAAUGUCCCAAAAAACUGCAAAUCCGCCAGCUAUUCCAAUAUAAGCCACUCUGUGAUAAACUAAGAGAAAAACUGCAGCUUUCCCUCAAGGAGUAUAUAGACAACAUCUUAAAGCGGGAAAACAAGCUGGAAGAGAUGAAUGUGAAAGAACCAAGAACGGAAGAGGAAAAGGAGAAUGCUGCAAGUCUCCUUGAACUAAUUAUAUCCUUCCCUGACUGGGAGAAGUCAACUGAAAAGCUCAAUGAUAGAGCACUGCUUGGCAGAGCAUGCCCAUUCAGUAAUACCCUUCACCUUGCAGCCCAUGUGAGUGAGCUGUAUGAACAGGCAGUGGCUCCUCCUGCCCAGGGUCACACAGAGAAGACAAGCACUGCACAAAGAGAAGACCAGCAGCAGAGUCCAGAAGGAGUAACAUCCAAGUGGCAAAGCAAACUGGAACAGAACAGGAAAGAACUGGAUGAACAGAAGACUACAUUUAUGGCAAUAAAAAACAGAAUAUUUGCUCCAUAUUUUGAAUCUGAAUUUAGCAAAGACUUUUUCCAAGAAAAGUUUCCUGAUUUGGAAGCAAUGUCUAAGGAACUUCCUCCACUUCAAAAAGAAGAAAGUGUGACUUCCCCUCUGUGGACGUUAAGAAAACCCAGUGGAGCAGCUGAAUUUGAUACCACAAGUGAUUCAUCACUUUCAUCUGGCCUUCCGCUGCAGGAUCCUUCCAAAGAAGAUGAUGGUUCCAGCAGCACACCAGACCUCAGCACUGCAGUAAGAGAAGAAGAAACACCCUUUCAACAUAAUGUUCCAAGUCUGAUGGUGGAUGUUACAGGACAGACUAGAAAAAAGAAAGUAGUAUUACCAUCAUGCCUUCAGGGGAAAAAACUAAACACCAUACCAAAUAAAAAGAUAGAAGAUCCUGCAUCAGGAAAGCUCAGCACAUCUUCUCUUGCAACAAGACAGGAUCUUACUGGCUUCCAUCUCAACCCAUCCACGGUGACAUUUGGAGUGCUAAAGGAAGGCUGCACCUAUGCAACUACUGUAAUCAUGAAGAAUGUUGGUGUCAACUUCUCAAGGUUUCGAGUGAAGCAGCCACCUCCACACACAGGACUGAGAGUGAUGUACACACCAAGACCUGUGGCAGCAGGCUUGCAGGUUGAACUGGAGAUAGAGAUUUUUGCCAUGCUGAUUGGAGGGAAAGACACUGGUGGCCUUGAAGAAGUUUCCCAUGAUAUUGAAAUAUUAACAGAAACUGAAACUCUUCUUCUGCCUGUGAAAGCAACUGUGUUAUCCAGUGACGUUUAUGAGUGCCGCCCAGAAGGAUACCCCCAGGGAGGGAUGGCAGCAGCAGUUCAGGCAGUUCCUACAAGCCCCAAGCCACAGUUACGGAUUACACUCCCAUGGAAGCCUUGCAGUUAGUGUCAGAACACCAGAAGAACAACAUCAAGAUCAGCAAAACUGAAAUACCUAGAUUUUAGUCCAACCUUAUGGAAACAUCCAAUGUAAUUUUUUCAUUUAUUUAAUCAGCUAAAUGAGAAUAAAUUUUUUCCCCUAUUUUGCCUUAA
Molecule: messenger RNA, 6540 nt
Organism: Catharus ustulatus (Swainson's thrush)
Lineage: Eukaryota; Metazoa; Chordata; Aves; Passeriformes; Turdidae
Gene: SPAG17
Product: sperm associated antigen 17
Biological process (GO): epithelial cilium movement involved in extracellular fluid movement; axonemal central apparatus assembly
Cellular component (GO): axonemal central apparatus
Source: RefSeq, a predicted model, not a curated record